UGCGGUUCCGGGUCGGGCCGCGCAGCAACCCGCGCUCCGCUUGCAGCCGCAGCGCCCCGCCCCCGCGCUCCGGACCUGGGCAGGUGGUGACCGCCAGGCCGUUCCCGGGGCCACAUGGCUGAGGGGGACGCAGGGAGCGACCAGAGGCAGAAUGAGGAAAUUGAAGCAAUGGCAGCUAUAUAUGGCGAAGAAUGGUGUGUCAUUGAUGACUGUGCCAAAAUAUUUUGUAUUAGAAUUAGCGACGAUAUAGAUGACCCCAAGUGGACACUUUGCUUGCAGGUGAUGCUACCGAAUGAAUACCCAGGUACAGCUCCACCUAUUUAUCAACUGAAUGCUCCUUGGCUUAAAGGGCAAGAACGCACAGAUUUAUCGAAUAGUCUUGAGGAAAUAUAUAUACAGAAUAUUGGUGAAAGUAUUCUUUACCUGUGGGUGGAGAAAAUAAGAGACGUUCUAAUACAAAAAUCUCAGAUGACAGAACCAGGCCCAGAGGUAAAGAAGAAAACUGAAGAGGAAGAUGCUGAAUGUGAAGAUGAUGUCAUUUUAGCAUGUCAACCAGAGAAUCCAGUUAAAGCAUUGGAUUUUGAUAUCAGUGCAAGUCGAACGGAACUAGAAGAAUUACCUCCGAUUGAUCAUGGCGUUCCUAUUACAGACCGAAGAAGUACUUUUCAGGCACACUUGGCCCCAGUAGUUUGUCCCAAACAGGUGAAAAUGGUUCUUGCCAAAUUGUAUGAGAAUAAGAAAAUAGCUAGUGCCACCCACAACAUCUACGCAUACCGAAUAUAUUGUGAGGAUAAACAGACCUUCUUACAGGACUGUGAGGAUGAUGGGGAAACAGCAGCAGGUGGGCGUCUUCUCCAUCUCAUGGAGAUUCUGAAUGUGAAAAAUGUCAUGGUGGUGGUAUCACGCUGGUAUGGAGGGAUUCUGCUAGGACCAGAUCGCUUCAAACAUAUAAACAACUGUGCCAGAAACAUACUAGUGGAGAAGAACUACACAAGUUCACCAGAGGAAUCAUCUAAGGCUUUGGGAAAGAACAAAAAAGUAAGGAAAGACAAGAAGAGGAGUGAACAUUAAUAUCUGAAACUAUAUGAAAGGUUUAAUUGCCUAUAAUUAUAUACAAAUCCACAGUCAUCAAGGAAUCUAUUGUGCAGAGAGAAUCAUAGACUGUUGUCAGCCAAUUCAUUGUGGACACCAACAUUGUCUCUUCUUUGGUUGUAUCAUCUGCCAAAAAUAGAGAACUUUUGAUCUAUUCAUGUGUGUUUCAGGCUGAUUCAGAAGAAUUAACUUGAACUUAAUCACUUUGUGUAAUUUUAGGAAGGUAGCAGUUGCCCAGGGCAGUACCUGAAUUAACUGUCCAUUUCAGUACAUGUCAAGUGCCUUUGUUAGGGGGAAGAAGUAUCUCUAGAGGAAUAUGAAUACCUGAUUUCUCGUCAUCAGGAUUCUCAUUUAGUUAACUGAAUAUUACCUUUUACUGCUCUUUAUGGCUUAUUGGAAUUGGGGCUCAUUGAAGACUGAUCUGAGAGAGUUUCUUCUUGUGAUUUUAUUUCAUAAGUAUGUCACCUUUCACUAUUUAUAGUGUUCACCAUGGAGUAGUGGAUUAAGUGAAAAUCCAGGAGUAUCCAUCUGUAGUUAUGUGCUGAAGUGAUGAUUCAUCUAACAUAUUUGUUAGCAUAGGUGUUAAUGCCUCAAUUUCUGUCGCAAAUUGGUGAUAGUGAAAUUUCAAAAAGUGAUUUUCUAGUCUCUAUACUUUUUUUGUUUAAUUCUUGUAAUGUUAAGCAAUAAAUAAUGGUGUGCCAGUAGUCACCUCCCACCCCUGAAAUGUAUAGUGUGAUACUCUGGUUUCUUUAAGAACCUGGAAGUACCUUUCUUGUGAUCUUCAUGGACAAAUUAGAACUCCCUAGAAGCUAUGCUAUGGUUAAUGGGAGGCUUAUAGAAUGGGCUAGAGGUGGCAGAACAGCACUGGUGCAGGGCAGGAGUAUGCCCUCUAGUUAUGUAAUUGUGGUGCCUGUUUCCCAUCCACACUCCAGCUGUCUUUCAACACCACAGUGUGCGGAGAGAAGGAACAAACCUUUGAUUGGAAAAACAGAAAAUCUCUCUUUUUCUCCCAUUCUUAUCAAAUCUUCCUUUUCAUCAGUGUUUUAUAAAAGUUUCUUCUUUCAUCUACAAGUUGUGCAAUUUACCUCUAAACAUCCAGAAAAUAAAUUUAUCUAUCUAUGAGCUGUAACAAUGCCAUUAACUGUUCCCUUUCAGACAUGAUUGCAAACAGUUGUUAAAAAUUAUUGGUCACAGCUUUGCCUGAGAUUCCCUUCCAAAGAGAGGGAACAGAAAUAAAGAAGUAAUUUGGGAUGGUGCUGGAGCAUGGAAAACAUAAAGUGGACACAGAUUUCUUUGCUGUCCUCUGAUGUUUUACCUUUAAGAGAUCUAACAUCCUGACUUGAUAUUUUUAAUAAGAAUCUAGUAAACAGUUUUACACUAAGAUGGAUUCUGAGAAACACAAUAUAAAUUAUAUUUGUUCUGUUCUGUUUUUUUGUUUGUUUUUUUUUUUUUGUUUUUUUUUCUUUUUUGGCUGCCCCGCAGCAUAUGGAGUUCCCAGGCCAGGGAUCAGAUCUGAGUUGCAGUUGUACUCACGCUGCAGCUGCGACAACUGCCAGAUCCUUUUAACCCAUGGUGCCGGCUGGGGGAUCGAGCCUGCAUCCUGGCAUGCUGCAGAGAUGCCACUGAUCCUGUUGCACCACAGCGGGAACCCCUAUUGUAAGUGUGUUUAGUUGUUGUAACCUAUUUAAAAAACCCCAAAGCCCAUGAAAAAAUUAAGUAUGUUUUAUGUAUUAACUGUUAAGAUAAUUUAAAAAGUGAAAGUUUAUUAACAUUAAAAUAAUUUCACAAUUUUGAUGUGUCUGGACCUGUGAAAUAAGAUGUAAAACAGUAAGAAUUUGGUGCCACAGAAAAAUAAAUGUGAGUUAAUUUUUCUGCAACACUAAAUUUCAAUUCCUUUCUUGAUGUUUUAUCUAACAUUUAGGUCUUUGUAGAAAAUCUUUAUACCUAUGAUCCCAUUUGCCCUUAUUAAAAAAAAAAAAUCCUAUUUUUGCUUCUUCCUUUUUUUAACCCCAUUUUCCAGACUAAAAAACCUAGUCUCCUUAGUUCAAAGUCAGCUAAUAAGAAGGGGAGAUCCAAAAGUGUCCAGUUAUGGAAUCUGAGUUAAUUUCACAUUCGGAUUCUACACUAUGGACCCCUAACUAAUUAUAGUAUCUUUUUUGUCUAUUUAAUGUUUCUCUCAAUUAGAGGGUUUUCAAAUUCUCCAAAUAAUAAUUUUCUAUACCCAGAUCUAUGCUGAGGCAUAUUUUAUAGUAUAUUGUAUUAGUUAAAAAUAAUCUCUAUUUGCCGUAUGUAAGAGCAAGUAGCAUCUACUUUUUAAGUGGGAAUAACAGUAUAAUUUGGAGGUAUCUAUCAUGAAACAGAGCCUAUUUGAAGAGAAUUAUAUCAAACUAAUCACAACGAAAAAAGAAUAGCAUGAAGCAGGUACUGUUUGGAAGGCAGGUUAACAUUUAUUGGGAAAAUUGUAUAGUCACUUGUAAUUUCACUAUCUAGAGAUAACCAUUAUUAACAUUUGGUAUGUACAUCUUCUAUUUUUUUCCUAUGCAUGCUUUUGUAUAUAUGGCUAUUUUUCUUUCCAUAAAAAUGGUAUUAAACUGUAUAUACUGUUUUGUAUCCUACAUAUUUCAUAUAGAAGUAUAUUGUUAACAUUUUCCCAUGUCAAUAAAUAUUCUUAUAUGGCUUAAUUUU
Molecule: messenger RNA, 3777 nt
Organism: Sus scrofa (pig)
Lineage: Eukaryota; Metazoa; Chordata; Mammalia; Artiodactyla; Suidae
Gene: IMPACT
Product: impact RWD domain protein
Biological process (GO): regulation of translational initiation; GCN2-mediated signaling
Cellular component (GO): cytoplasm
Molecular function (GO): protein binding
Source: RefSeq, a predicted model, not a curated record